Messenger RNA from Sciurus carolinensis (gray squirrel), 1002 nucleotides. RefSeq names its product speckle-type POZ protein-like. The transcript is spliced from 2 exons. Gene Ontology annotation, cellular component: nucleus; cytoplasm. The coding region runs from base 146 to 976 and encodes 276 amino acids. Gene Ontology annotation, biological process: proteasome-mediated ubiquitin-dependent protein catabolic process; regulation of proteolysis. Gene Ontology annotation, molecular function: ubiquitin protein ligase binding. NCBI's taxonomy places the organism in Eukaryota, Metazoa, Chordata, Mammalia, Rodentia, Sciuridae. The record is from RefSeq and is a predicted model, not a curated record.
CGAGAGGAGAUGGGUGAAGUGUUAAAAAGUUCAACAUUUUCAUCUGACCCAAGUGACAAAAUGAAAUGUCAGCUGCCCCAAAAGUGAAGUUCGAGCAAAAUUCAAAUUUUCCCUUCUGAACGCUAAAAGGGAAGAAACAAAAGCAAUGGAAAGUCAAAGAGCAUAUCGAUUUGUGCAAGGGAAGGACUGGGGAUUUAAAAAAUUCAUUACAAGGGAUUUUUUGCUUGAUGAAGCUAAUGGUCUUUUACCAGAUGACAAGCUAACAUUAUUUUGUGAGGUGAGUGUGGUUCAAGAUUCAGUAAACAUAUCAGGACAUACGAAUACAAAUACUUUGAAGGUGCCUGAAUGUGGACUAGCAGAAGAUUUAGGUAAUCCCUGGGAAAACACAAGAUUUACAGAUUGCAGUUUUUUUGUGAGAGGACAAGAAUUUAAAGCUCAUAAAUCUGUGCUUGCAGCUCGAUCCCCAGUUUUUAAUGCAAUGUUUGAACAUGAAAUGGAAGAAAGCAAAAAGAAUCGAGUGGAAAUAAAUGAUUUAGACCCUGAGGUUUUUAAAGAAAUGAUGAGAUUCGUUUACACAGGGAAAGCACCAAAUCUUGAUAAAAUGGCUGACAACUUGUUGGCAGCUGCAGACAAAUAUGCACUGGAACGGCUGAAGGUCAUGUGUGAAGAAGCUUUGUGUAGUAACCUCUUAAUAGAAAAUGUUGCUGAUAUCCUUGUCCUUGCAGAUUUGCACAGUGCAGAACAGUUGAAAGCACAAGCCAUAGACUUUAUUAAUAGGUGCAGUGUACUUCGACAACUUGGGUGUAAAGAUGGGAAAAACUGGAACAGCAACCAAGCAACCGACAUAAUGGAAACAUCAGGGUGGAAGUCCAUGAUUCAGUCUCACCCUCACUUAGUAGCAGAAGCCUUCCGAGCAUUAGCAUCUGCACAGUGUCCACAGUUUGGCAUUCCAUGCAAACGACUAAAGCAGUCCUGAAAUCUUCCAUGAACAGUAGAAAACAA